GUCCACGUGAGGAACAGGAAACCGAAAAAAAAAAGUUUCAGGAAGUUACCUUAGAGCAGUGAAACUGGCAAAUAAGAACCAACAAAUCUGAUAAGAAUACAUAAUAAUUAUACAAGUGUUCCCGGGAUAUAAAUUACAUUCAUAUAGGACUCACAGAAAAUAAUUCCGCAUGUGUAACUUACUUUACACCUUUGAUAAACAAAACAACAUGACCAGCUUUUAAGUGUCAGGUCUGUAAAUUAGCUACACUUAACAACCAGGAAGUAAAACGCUCUGCCAGGAUGAGCCGCCCUCCCUCCCAGCACAUUCAGACCUGCGGCCCCUGGGAGAUGAAGGAGCGCCUGGGGACCGGAGGCUUUGGGAACGUCAUGCGGUGGCAGAACAAGGACACAGAGGAGCAGAUCGCCAUCAAGCAGUGUCGGCAGGAGCUGAGCCUUCGGAACCGCGAGAGGUGGUGCCUGGAGAUCCAGAUCAUGAAGAAGUUGAAUCACGUCAACGUGGUGGCAGCGCGGGAGGUUCCCGAGGGGCUGCAGAAACUCAACACCAACGACCUGCCGCUGCUUGCCAUGGAGUACUGCCAGGGGGGGGACCUGCGCAAGUACCUGAACACUCUGGAUAACUGCUGCGGGAUGCGGGAGGGCUCGGUUCUGAUCCUGCUCUCAGAUAUCGCCUCUGCGCUGCGCUAUCUCCAUGAGAACAGGAUCAUCCAUCGCGACCUGAAGCCGGAGAACAUCGUGCUGCAGCAGGGGGAGCAGCGGCUGAUCCACAAGAUCAUUGAUCUGGGCUACGCCAAGGAGCUGGACCAGAGCAGCCUGUGCACCUCCUUUGUGGGAACCCUGCAGUACCUGGCUCCGGAGCUGCUGGAGCAGCGCAAGUACACGGUGACGGUGGAUUACUGGAGCUUCGGCACGCUGGUGUUCGAGUGCAUCACCGGCUUCAGACCCUUCCUACCCACCUGGCAGCCUGUGCCCUGGCACACCAAGCUGAAGCAGAAACAGGAAGAUGACAUCGUGGUUUAUGAAGACCUGAGUGGAGAGGUGAAGUUCUCCAAACACCUGCCCUACCCCAACAACCUCAACAGGUUCCUCUUGGAGAAGAUGGAGUGCUGGCUGCAGACCAUGCUGAAGUGGAACCCCCAGAAGAGGGGCACAGACCCCACUUACGGACCCAACGGCUGCUUCAAAGCACUGGAUGACAUCCUGGGACUGAAGCUGGUUCACGUGCUCAACAUGGUGAGCGCUGAGAUCCACACCUUCCCCGUCACGGACCGGACCAGCGUGCCAGAGCUGCAGGAGCGAAUCACCAUCGAGACGCACAUCGAACCGGCCAAUCAGGAGCUGCUGCUGGAGGCGGGGCUGCCCCUCGACCCCCAGAAAGAGGCUGCGGAGUGCGCCGUCGACUACAAGCUAAUUGAUGGCCGCCGGACGGACAUGCCGCUGGUCUUCCUGUUCGACAGGAGCAAGAGCAGCUACGAGCCCCAGUUCAGCCAGCGGCCCAUGCCGGACAACAUCAAGUUCGUGCAGACAGACCCGGAGAAGGUGCUGCCGUACAGCCCGCUGAGACGCACGUGGAGCCAGGCGUGGCACACCACCCGCACCCUGAAGGAGGACUGGCAGCGCGUCCAGCAGGGGCAGAAAGCAGCGCUUAUGAGCCUCUUGCGUCACAAUGGCACUCUGUCCAAGCAGAAGAACGAGAUGAUCUCCAUGCAGCAGCGACUCAAGGCCAAGCUGGACUUCUUCAAGAGCAGCAUCCAGCUGGACAUGGAGAAGUACCUGGAGCAGAAGGGCAGCGGCAUCGCCUCUGAGAAGAUGAUUUCAGCCUGGAGGGAGAUGCAGCAGGCAGCGCUGAGCUGUGGGCAGACGGAGGAGGUGACUAACCUGGAUGUCCAGAUGAUGGCGCUGCAGACCGACAUCGUGGAUCUGCAGAGGACUCCGCCGGGGUGGAAAUACGGAGACGCGCUCGAUGGGCUAGAGGCGAAAUCCAUGGAGCUGUACCGCAGACUGAGGGAGAAGCCUCGAGACCAGCGCAGCUCCGGUGACUGUCAGGACAUUGUGCGCCUCGUGGUUCAGGCCGUGCAGAUCUACGAGAAGAAGCUCAAGGAUUUCUACACACACCUCAGUAAGACGGUGGUGUGUCGGCAGAAGGUGAUGGAGCUGCAGCCCCAGGUGGAGGGGCUGCUUCAGCAGAUGAGCGUGAGUGAGAGGAUGGUCCGGAGCCUGCAGGAGAGGAGGCAGAAGGAGCUCUGGAACCUGCUCAAGGUGGCCUGUAGUAAGGUGCGCAGCCCGUUGAGUGGCAGCCCUGAGGGGGGCGCUCCGUCCCAGCUCGUCUCUCCCGGGCGAUCCCUGUCCAGGACACUGCCGGAUGAGACCCGUUGCAGCGACGACUCUCUCCUGGUGAUUGAGGAGAGCAAGACCUUCGAGAGCCGGCUGCAGAGCCUGGUUCAGGAGACGCUGGAGGAGCAUGAGCGGGACAGCAAGGUCCUGCAGCAAUGGGACUGGCUCUACGAAGAGGGAGAGCUCUCCAGGCUCGAGUCACAGGAGAGUCUGUGAAGAACCGGAGCAGCACAGUGUACUGUACGUGGUCCCCUUUGCCUUGACUGAUGAAAGCGCCCAGACCAGAGGUUGUAGGAGUGCAGAACAUUUCCUGAGGCAUGCAGCAGCACCGCCCUCUUGUGGAGAGAGUCCGGUACUGCAGCUUCCCUGCUUCUGGUUGAGGGCUGGUUAUUGCAGUGCUGGUUGAACCCCAGCAAUGCAAUCAUCCCAUUGUUCCUACUGGUUAACACAGAGAAGUGGAGAUUCCUGACAGAUGCAAUACAACCCUGUACAUGUGCCUACAGUAUUGCUCCUUUUAUCUUGUAGGUGUUGCUGUGUGUUUGAAAUGGGAGUCUGUUUCUGUUACCAGGUAUUGCAGUAAUUGUAUAUAAAACGUUUUUUUGCCCUGUAAAUUAAAGUUUUGUGUUGAAGAUUGUUAAACAGGAUUAAAUGCUGUCUGGAUGUUACUAGGAAACAGCAUCUCCUGAAACAGUUCCCUGUUCAACCCACUCCGACCUUUGCCUCCCAUGUAACCCCAGGAUUACUGCUUCCAUUCUUAAAAGGUCAUGAAAACUUAAUGCAACGUGCAUUCCUACAUGAGAGAAGCUUACUGGCUUAGAGCAGGGGGCUGGGGGACCGGGGUGUUGUGCUUCACAUACAUUCCAUUCCUAGUGCCGGGCUUGGCAAGGGAGACCAAAAUAAAAUAUCCAAAUACAAA
This is a messenger RNA of Acipenser ruthenus (sterlet), 3249 nucleotides long. Its product is annotated as inhibitor of nuclear factor kappa-B kinase subunit beta-like. Bases 282 to 2549 code for a protein of 755 amino acids. Lineage: Eukaryota; Metazoa; Chordata; Actinopteri; Acipenseriformes; Acipenseridae. Gene Ontology annotation, cellular component: cytoplasm; IkappaB kinase complex. Gene Ontology annotation, molecular function: ATP binding; IkappaB kinase activity. Gene Ontology annotation, biological process: positive regulation of transcription by RNA polymerase II; tumor necrosis factor-mediated signaling pathway; peptidyl-serine phosphorylation. The transcript is spliced from 22 exons. The record is from RefSeq and is a predicted model, not a curated record.